Molecule: messenger RNA, 387 nt
Organism: Peronospora matthiolae
Lineage: Eukaryota; Oomycota; Peronosporomycetes; Peronosporales; Peronosporaceae
Source: the annotation of a GenBank genome assembly
AUGCAUGUUGAGUAUGUGCAAGUUGAUUUUCAUACGGGAUUGAAGAGGAUUGCAGAAGAAAACGAUAAUGCCCUAAAGCAUCGUACGUAUGACCCUAUCUUGGCAAUCCUAGAAGUCGGUUUUUGCAAUCAUCUCAAGCUUAUAAUUGUCGUCGACCAACGGGGUCAACGCUGCAACUUCUAUCACAGUUCGAGCAUGUUGCCGCUACGAUGGAAGCUCCUGUGCGACCACGGCAAUGUCGGACUUGCCAGCGGACAGGUCACAGUGCCCGAAGGUGUCGUCGUGAAGCACAAGACGCAGGACCCAAACACCAGCAGCAACGACAGUAGAUUCAGAGGCACUAAAUUGUGGGGUUUAAAGAUGCGAGCAGCGACCUGUUUUACAUAA